Molecule: messenger RNA, 1317 nt
Organism: Geodia barretti
Lineage: Eukaryota; Metazoa; Porifera; Demospongiae; Tetractinellida; Geodiidae
Source: the annotation of a GenBank genome assembly
AUGAGCUCAGCCGCAGAUUCGUUCACGCUGCAGGAAGCCACCAUCGAGGACAUCCACGCCGCGUAUGCCGCCGGACGCCUCACGGCGCGUCAACUGGUGCAGAUGUACAUCGACCGCAUCGAGGCCUAUGACCGGGGCGGUCCCGGGAUCAAUUCCAUCAUCACGGUGAACCCGGCGGCCCUGGACGAAGCGGAUCGUCUGGAUGCGGCCUUCAAGGCCUCGGGCAAGGUAGGCCCGCUCCACGGCAUCCCGGUGCUCAUCAAGGACCAGGCCGACCUGAAGGGGACGCCCACCACCCUGGGCUCCCUGGUGUUCAAGGACUACUACCCGGACCGGGACUCCCGGGUGGUGGAGAAGCUCAAGGAGGCCGGCGCCAUCGUACUGGCCAAGACCACCCUGGGCGAGCUGGGCGCGGGCGACACCCACGGCUCGCUGUUCGGGUCCACCCGUAAUCCCUACGACCUGGAGCGCACCGUGGGGGGGUCGUCGGGCGGGUCCGGGGCCGCGGUUUCCGCCAAUUUCGGCACUGUGGGGAUCGGCCAGGAGGGACUGGCGUCCAUCCGCCGGCCCUCCACCUGGAACUGCAUCGCCGGCAUGCGCCCCACGGCCGGGCUCGUGAGCCGCAGCGGCGUCUACUCCGGUUGGCCCCAGGAAGCGGGAUCCCUGGGUCCCAUGGCCCGCACGGUUCGGGACAUGGCCGUGUUGCUGGACGUCAUGGUGGGCUACGACGGCGACGACCCUAUCACCUCCAGGGGAGUCGGGCACGCGCCGCCCAGCUACACGGAUUUUCUGGACGCGGAGGGUCUGCGGGGAGCGCGGAUCGGCAUCCUGCGGACACCCAUGGGGUACAACACCGACCCCGAGGCGGAGGAUUUCAAGAGCAUCACCGGGGUCCUCGACAACGCGGUGGAGGAGCUUCGCGCCGCCGGCGCCGAGGUGGUGGACCCGGUGGAGCUGGCGCGGCUCAACGAGUUGCUGGCCACGCGUUGCGCCAACCCCACCGCAGGGGAGACGGCCUUCGGGAUCUACAUGGCCCGGAGCGCCAACCCGCCGUACCGGACGCGCGAGGAGGCCAUGCAAUCGCCCGAGUUCGCCAAGCUCUCGGAUCAGGCCAAGGUGCGCCUGCGAGUCACCGCCGACCCCGCGGACCACUACCAGUACCUGCUGGCCCGGGACCACCUCAUGAUCCACCUGCUCAAGACCAUGGCCGAGCACCGCCUCGACGCCAUCGUCCACAAGGCCGUGGAACACCAGCCCACGCUCAUCGCCGACGGUGUCAAGCCGCCCUACGUGAACCACAAGGCGCGCCGCACCUGA